This is a messenger RNA of Mytilus trossulus (common blue mussel), 459 nucleotides long. RefSeq lists its product as uncharacterized. NCBI's taxonomy places the organism in Eukaryota, Metazoa, Mollusca, Bivalvia, Mytilida, Mytilidae. The coding region runs from base 73 to 378 and encodes 101 amino acids. The transcript has 3 exons. The record is from RefSeq and is a predicted model, not a curated record.
GAGAUACCGUGAUCUUCUACUGAAAUAUAAUAAAAUCCUUUAUUAUUCUUGAAACAUACAGGAACAAGAAGAAUGAAGAUAACAAUUGUUUUAGGAUUAGUUUUCCUGGUUUUGGCAUCAGAUUUGGUGAUGGGACGGCCAGCGGAAAGGCAAAAGAGAUGGGAUUUCUUUUCAAGAGCUCGUAAUGUCUUUAGUGAUUUAGGAGAUAAGAUAAGUGACGCCGCGGACGAUGUUGGUGAGUUUGCUGGGGGAGUGGCAGACCGAGCCAGAGAAGGCAUUGUCCAUGCUGUUGGUCAUCUAGAGGACUUUGGUGAUAAGGCAGGCGACAGAAUUGGUGAAGCUGCACAGAAUGCCAGAGAUGCCAUUAACAACUUAUAAAUGUUUACAAUAUCCGAUUCCAUAGACAACUUUCUGUAUUUUUGAAAUUACAUCAGAUUAAUUAAAUAUAAUGCAAUCAGA